GUCAAAAAAAAGAAAAGAUAACCGUUGGGAUACACUGUCUAGCAGCAAGAAACCAUCAUUUUGAAAAACUCACAAUCUGCUUCCUUCCUUCAAAUAUUGCAUUCCUUUCACUCACGCCAACAACGCCACCCUCGCCAAACUUUAGCCACAACCACAAUAUGCAAGACUUUUUGGGCUCUCUUCGCCGCUCCCUGGUUUUCCGACCCGGGGGUGACGAUGCUCCUUUUGCCGGAAUCGCCGACAAGCUUGGCUCCGCCAUUCGCAAAUCGCGAAUCGCGUUAAAACCUCCUCCUCCUCCCAUCCGGUGGCGCAAGGGCGAAUUGAUUGGUUCCGGUGCCUUCGGUCACGUCUACAUGGGAAUGAACCUCGAUUCCGGGGAGCUUAUUGCCAUCAAACAGGUUUUAAUCGCUCCUGGUAGCGCUUACAAGGAGAACACACAGGCUAAUAUUCGGGAGCUCGAAGAAGAAGUUAAGCUUCUCAAGAAUCUUAAGCAUCCAAAUAUUGUUAGAUACUUGGGAACUGCGAGAGAGGAGAACUCCUUAAAUAUUCUGCUGGAGUUCGUACCCGGUGGUUCUAUCUCAUCACUUUUGGGGAAAUUUGGAUCCUUCCCCGAAUCCGUUAUAAGAAUGUAUACGAAACAGCUUUUACUGGGCCUUGAAUACCUUCACAAUAAUGGGAUUAUUCACAGAGAUAUUAAGGGAGCCAACAUUCUAGUUGAUAACAAAGGGUGCAUUAAACUUGCAGACUUUGGUGCAUCCAAGAAAGUUGUUGAACUGGCUACUAUUAACGGUGCAAAAUCAAUGAAGGGCACGCCACAUUGGAUGUCCCCUGAAGUUAUUCUACAAACAGGACAUACAAUCUCCACUGAUAUAUGGAGUGUUGCAUGCACCGUGAUAGAGAUGGCCACAGGGAAGCCUCCAUGGAGUCAACAGUAUCCCCAAGAGGUUUCAGCUCUUUUCUAUAUUGGGACAACUAAAUCUCAUCCACCCAUACCUGAUCAUCUGUCAGCUGAGGCCAAAGACUUUUUGCUGAAAUGUUUCCACAAGGAACCAGAUUUAAGGCCUUCUGCAUCAGAGUUGUUACAGCAUCCGUUCAUCACCUCUGAAUAUCAUGGAUCGCAUUCAAUCUUACGCAGUUCAAUCAGGGAUUCUUGCAAUAAGAUGGCAACAUAUGGAAUGAACUCUAGAACCUUCUUGGAUUCUGUCCAGGGAUCAACUUGCACUGGCUUAAAGGAUGUUUGUCAGAUAGACAGCAUAAAAUUCUCAACUGUGUAUCAUAAAGCAGGUUCCUACCAGAGAGCAGACAACAAUGAUGAUGACAUGUGUCUGAUGGAUGAAGAUGAUUUUUUGAUUGGUUCACCAGUAAAAUCUGCAUCUCUAUUAGCUUCUGAUGAUACGAAGAGUUGCAAUCCUUCGAGCAAACCUGCGGAUGAUCAUCCUUGCGAUUUUAAUGAAAGCCUAUAUUUAGAGAAAAACAGACCGCACCUAUCAUUUUCAAGUGAGCCUCUAGGAACUGAAGAUGAUGAAGAAGUUACUGAAUGUAAAAUUAGAGAGUUCCUUGAUGAUAAGGCACUUGAGCUGAAGAAGCUUCAAACACCUCUUUAUGAAGAAUUCUUAAGCAUAUCAAAUGCAGCCAUUGCUCCUACUCCCUUUGCAAAGAGUAAAGUUAUGUCGGGUGUCCCAAAUGUAACAUCAAAACUCAGAUCGCCUAGUCAGGCUUGGAGACGAUUCUCAAUGGUUGGCAGUGCUACUGUAGCAAGCCCUGGAAGUCAUACCAAAUACCGAUCGAAGCAUAAUGGUGGUUACUGUCAACCUUUGCAGGAAAUUCAGCCACCUAAGCUUAAUGAAUCAAAGGAGACUCUUCAUGACGCUGAGCUGGAAUCAUCUAGUGUAAGCUCAAACUUCUCUGAGAGGCAAAGGAAAUGGAAAGAAGAAUUGGUUGAAGAGCUGGAGUGGAAGCGAGAGAUGAUGCGUCGGGCCGGAACUGGAGGAAAGAUUACAUCUCCAAAGGAUCGCAGAUUUUUUGAAGACUGAUGGUUUUACUGACUUCCUAUUCAUCUUGACAUUUUACUACAGGGAGAAGAAAGCGUUUUUCCCUUAGAGAAGUCAUAUCUAAUCUUGCAAUGUCAUCAAAUAAGAUGUUGCAACAAAGAGUUGGAAAUAUUUUGUCAAUUCAAUGUAAUAUAGCGGGAUAUGCAUUAUAGAGUGUACUGAGUUAUGUAUAAAACAUAUAUAAUGGAAAUAUUCAAAGGGAAUUAGUCUGUUGGGUAUAAAAUAAUGCGUGGUUGCCAUUUAUUUUCUAAUUUAUUUUGUCUGGAUAAACAUUUCAGGGGUCG
Messenger RNA from Vigna angularis (adzuki bean), 2335 nucleotides. RefSeq names its product mitogen-activated protein kinase kinase kinase NPK1. Gene Ontology annotation, biological process: protein phosphorylation. The transcript has 17 exons. Bases 159 to 2033 code for a protein of 624 amino acids. Lineage: Eukaryota; Viridiplantae; Streptophyta; Magnoliopsida; Fabales; Fabaceae. Gene Ontology annotation, molecular function: protein kinase activity; ATP binding. The record is from RefSeq and is a predicted model, not a curated record.